AAAAGCCCAUCAAACUCACUACACAGAGGGAAAUAAAUUGAGUGUUCUCCUCAUCAACUUGAAGUUUUUCAGCCAUGGAAAUCCUUCUCAGACCUUUUAUUUCUUUGCUACUACUCUCCUUCAUCAUUGUCCAGAUUUCAGUAGAGGUCUCAGCCACAAAAAUGACACUGUACAACAAGUGCAGACACCCUGUUUGGCCAGGCAUCCAACCUAGUGCUGGUAAGCCCAUUCUUGCCCGUGGUGGCUUCAAGCUGCCACCAAACAAGGCUUAUACUCUCCAACUCCCCACCGCAUGGUCCGGCCGCAUCUGGGGCCGCCACGGCUGUUCUUUCGAUGCCACAGGGCGCGGCCGCUGCGCCACCGGGGAUUGUGGUGGUGCUCUCUUCUGUAAUGGUAUUGGCGGGGCCCCUCCAGCCACCCUUGCUGAGAUCACACUUGGUAAUGACCAGGAUUUCUACGAUGUCAGCCUUGUUGAUGGGUACAAUCUUGCUAUUGCCAUCAGACCCUUCCGAGGCUCAGGGAAAUGUAGCUAUGCCGGGUGCGUGAGUGACCUGAACAUGAUGUGUCCGGCGGGGCUUCAGGUUCGAUCUCACGACAAGAAGAGAGUGGUAGCUUGCAAGAGUGCUUGUUCUGCAUUCAAUUCACCAAGAUAUUGUUGCACUGGAAAUUUCGGGAACCCACAAUCUUGUAAGCCAACUGCAUAUUCAAGAAUUUUCAAGACGGCUUGUCCCAAGGCUUAUUCUUAUGCCUAUGAUGAUCCUACCAGCAUUGCCACUUGCACUGGCGGAAGCUAUUUGGUCACAUUUUGUCCUCAUCACUAGAAAAUCCUCUAUCUAAUUAAUUAGCAUUAUGGAUCGCUGUAUACUGUAUUAAUAUCUGAACAUUUAAUGAUUUUCGUUACUUAUUGGUUGUGAUUACAUAUUUGUACUUCAUAAUAGUAGUAGUAAAAUUGGAGUAAUGCUAUUUAAUUUAUGUGACAUUAGAGU
Messenger RNA from Olea europaea var. sylvestris, 986 nucleotides. RefSeq names its product thaumatin-like protein. Gene Ontology annotation, biological process: defense response. The record is from RefSeq and is a predicted model, not a curated record. Gene Ontology annotation, cellular component: extracellular region. The transcript has 4 exons. NCBI's taxonomy places the organism in Eukaryota, Viridiplantae, Streptophyta, Magnoliopsida, Lamiales, Oleaceae. Bases 75 to 821 code for a protein of 248 amino acids.